UCCUCACUUUUAAAACCAAACAGUCCCUCCCUCCCUUCCCCCUUCUAUAUUCACACACUCUCUCUCCCUUUUUCUCUCUCCAACUUGAAGAACCUCAAAUCCACUCUCAAAUGAAGGAAAGUACCCUUAUAAAUUAAAAACAUUUGAUGGAUGAGAACCAAAAGAUCAUCAAAGCUGAAGAAAUAGAAGAAAUGUCUGCCUCGAAAAUGAUUGAUCAGAUUAACAACACCAACAACAAUAGUUAUAGUAAUCUUUCCAUAUUCUCCGAUCAGAUGAUGUUUGGGUACAACAACAACAACAACAUGUUCGACGUUGCGGCUUCUUCGGCCCCAUUUGAUAUGAUGAUGAGUGGCAGUAGUGGUGGUGUUGGUGGUGGUGGAGGAGGAUGUGACAAGACUAAUAACAAUAACAAUAAUUAUUACUUGGGGUUUAUGGAUAUGCUUGGAUACCAAGAUUAUUUGGGCGGCGGCAGCAGCAGCGGUCCAGGUUCCUUAUUCGAUCUGCUCCCACACACUAUGACUACCACUGCCACCACCGCCACCACUAACUCCGCCCCAUUAACAGAAACAACAACAUCAUCACAAGUGUUAGUGCAGCAGCAUCAGCAGCAGAGCGUGCAAUCUUUAGUAUUAGUAGAUCCGUCUACUAGUAGCUGUUCUACCAUCGUCGUCCCCGGGGAAUCAUCGGAGGUUGUUAACACCCCCGCCACCCCUAAUUCUCUCUCCAUUUCGUCGUCGUCGUCCGAUGAGAUACCUCAACAGCAGAGUAAGACCGCCGAGGCCAACGACGAUGAAGACGACCAUCAUGCGGAGGACGACAAGUUUAAGAAACAGUUGAAGCCGAAAAAGAAGAACCAGAAGAGGCCGAAGGAGCCGAGAUUUGCGUUCAUGACAAAGAGCGAGGUUGAUCACCUUGAUGAUGGCUACCGUUGGCGCAAGUACGGCCAAAAAGCCGUUAAGAACAGCCCUUUCCCACGGAGUUACUAUCGUUGCACCACGGCAGCAUGCGGAGUGAAGAAGCGUGUGGAGCGUUCUUCCGAUGAUUCAACCAUUGUGAUGACCACCUACGAGGGACAACACACCCACCCGUGUCCGGUAAUGACACGGGGAGGCCUUGGUAUUGGCAUCGGGAUGGGGAUGGGGAUGGGGAUGAUACCGAUGCCAAACCAUCUGAAUCAAUGCAGCACCGCACCCACCACCCCAUCUGCUUUUGGUGGAAGCGGUGCUGCAUCUUCCACUCUUCUUUUCCCACACCCUCAACACUACCUCCAUUCUAAUAACAUCUACACUCAUCACCAACAACUACAACAACAACAACAACAACAACAACAACUACAACAACUUCCGAGUUACUUUCUUAACCCAUCUCCAACUUCCUUGAGCUUCUCAUCACCUAGUGGCGGUGGCGGUGGUGGUGGCGGGCAACAACCUAACCCGAUAUCUAUCCAGAGAGAGAUGCGUCCUCCUGGUUCAUCCUCGUCGAACCAGGUUAGAGAUGAUGGACUUCUACAGGAUAUUGUGCCAUCACAAAUGAGAAAUGAUCAACCAACAACUAAAGAAGAAUAGAAAAUCUCGAUUUUUUUUUAAAAUAUUUUCUCUAUUCAUAUGAUUAUAAUGUUGGGAUUUUGUUACAUAGUAAUAGUAUAGUAGUAGUAUAUCCUAUUUUUGUGUCUUUAUUAUUUGCUUAAUUAGUUUAAAGUAGGUAUUAGCGCGCUAACUUUCCGAGGAGGAGGAGGAGGAAGGAAACCCAAUCUAGCUUCAUCAUUUCUCAAGAGGCCCUCAUCAGUAAUCUUGGUUGUGGAUUAUAGUUGAUCAGGGUAUGUAAUUUUUCAAGGUUUGGGUUCAUGAAUUUCCUAUAUUCUUUUCUUCUUUUAUAUUUUCUGUAUAUCAAGAUUUUUCCUUAAUUAAAUCAUAAUUAUAUUAUGGAGAAUAUUCAGUUAA
Spinacia oleracea (spinach) is the source of this 1940-nucleotide messenger RNA. Its product is annotated as WRKY transcription factor 23. NCBI's taxonomy places the organism in Eukaryota, Viridiplantae, Streptophyta, Magnoliopsida, Caryophyllales, Amaranthaceae. Gene Ontology annotation, molecular function: sequence-specific DNA binding; DNA-binding transcription factor activity. The coding region runs from base 147 to 1565 and encodes 472 amino acids. Gene Ontology annotation, biological process: regulation of DNA-templated transcription. The transcript has 3 exons. The record is from RefSeq and is a predicted model, not a curated record.